Messenger RNA from Lobosporangium transversale, 1794 nucleotides. RefSeq names its product major facilitator superfamily domain-containing protein. Gene Ontology annotation, molecular function: transmembrane transporter activity. Bases 58 to 1638 code for a protein of 526 amino acids. Gene Ontology annotation, biological process: transmembrane transport. The record is from RefSeq and is a predicted model, not a curated record. The transcript is spliced from 2 exons. NCBI's taxonomy places the organism in Eukaryota, Fungi, Mortierellomycota, Mortierellomycetes, Mortierellales, Mortierellaceae.
UUUUUUUUUUUAAAAAAAAAAGAGAUCGUAUAGAUCAUACAACUCUUUUCUCAGAGAAUGAAAUCAGACUCUAUAAACGACUCGAAAGGGAAGCAACAGGAGCAGCCUCUACCUGAUGGCGAUCAGGUUGAGUCUCAAUCUGUGGACUCAACCGCUGGUUCCGCUACGACUCCUGGAAAACGCCUCUUUAAGAUUUUUAUCGUCAACCAAAACAUUGGAUAUCUAAACUUCAUCUCAUACUUGAUCGCUUGUUUCGCAACCAUCUGCUUGGUAGUCUAUCUCUCCAUCGUCCAACCAUUUGUUCUCACAGUCCUGUUGAGGAUCACAGAGAACACCGGUAACCUCACUGGCUCCUUAGUUCUUUAUGAUGAAAUCCUGGCCUUGCCUGCCACAUUGGUCUGGGGUGUGCUCUCAGAUCGUAUUGGUCGUCGUCCUGUAUACAGUCUUGGCUUCGUCUUUCUGGGCACAGCAUUAAUCUUGUAUUCAUAUGUCAAGAAUGUAUACCCCCAUAUGCUUCUCUGCCGUCUCUUAUUCUCAUUGGGCUCAGCAGCCUGUACAUCCAUGAUGACGGCCACCCUCAGUGAUGUUGCUGGUGGUCAUAAGGAACGUGGACGUGUCAGUGCUAUAGUUGGCAUGUUUUCAGGUUUUGGUGCUCUGACCUCAGGUAUGGCUCUGAUCAACCUGCCCUAUCAGAUGGGAUCAAGGGUCCACAGUGAGUCCCAAGGGAUUCGGGUUGCCCUGUGCAUCGUCGGGGGCUGCGCUAUCGCCUUGGGAGUCUUCUUCGUCUUCACCAUGCCCAACGUCAACCCGACCUCCAAGGGUUUCCUUGCUCGUCUUCGUGGUCAUCGUGCCACUGAAAAAGAGGUCAUUGUCACGCCUGCUCCAAAGAGGGUCGAGAGUCUCUUUGUUAUUCUCAAGUACGGUAUCCUUGCCGCUCGCGACCCUCGCAUUGCUCUUGCUUACCUUUCUAGUUUUGUUGCUCGUGCAGACACAGUCCUUUUCACAUCAUUUAUUAGUUUAUGGGUCAUCCACCACUACCUCGACCUUGGUUGGUGCCGUGACAAGACUUCAUGCGGUGCAGCCUCUGGUGAUACUCAUCAACUCACAGGUCUGGCCCAAGGACUUUCCUUAGCAUUUGCUCCCUUCUACGGUUAUGCGGGCGAGAAGCUUCGCAAGUCAACAGUCUUGGCCGUUGCUGGUAUCAUUGGCGCGGUUGGCUCAAUCCCUUUCGCCUUCACGACCGUUGCACCCGCCCACAAGUCCAACUACGCCUGGGUCUGCUUAGUUGGCAUUGGUCAGAUCGGCAUGAUCGUUACGGGCAUGACCUUGCUCAACGGUACUUACACAGAACCCAAAUACCGUGGUAGCGUCGCCGGUGUGUUCAGUUUCUGUGGUGCACUCAGUAUCAUGAUCAUGGGAAGACUGGGUGGCUAUCUCUUUGAUGCCUGGAUGCGUGGCGCUCCCUUUGUUCUCAUGGGCAUUGCUCAUGCUGUGAUCGCCCUCUUCAGUAUCUAUGUUCGUAUCGUCUCCCCCAGAUUGGAGAGAGAGGAUCGUGAGAAGAUGGAGAGAGAGAAAGCUCUUGGAGGCGACCCUGACUCUCAUAAAGAUCCUUAUUAUGGUCAUCAACUCAGUACAUAGUUAUUUAUUGUUACUAAUAUAAUGUCUAAAGUUUCACAGUUUACUAAGCACACACAACUUGGAGAAUACUUUGUAUAUUUUUUCGUCCUUGACUACUCAUAAACAUGAAAUUCUGCAUAUUUUCUAUAUAAAAACUCAUAACCAGUGAGUGCUUAC